CACACACACACACACACACACACACAGUACAAAUUCACACAUUACUGUUCUUACUUCCACACAGUGCAUUACCGCACAUCACUGCGCUCGCUCCCGCACUGUGUAUCACCACCACCAUCCUGAACGCGGCUCUUAGCUAUUUAUUAGCCACAGACAAGCAGAGAGAGGAUGUGGAGGCAGCGUGGGUGUGUGUACACUGUGGUGCUGGCGGUGAUAACAGUGACUGCUGAUACUGCUGCAGUACAACCCAUCUCUCGCCCACUUCUCAUUCGUGGUGACACUGAAGUGCCAUCGAGCGCUGGAACUGAGGUGCUGCUGCUGAGACAGCUAACAGAGGUGGCCAGGUCGUUGUGUGAACCCAAACCUGAGUUACCACCCUGUCAGGCUCUCAAUGUUACACUGCUGGAAGAGAUGGAGAGGAAGGCCAGCCAGGGGGCACAGCAGGACACGCUGCUGGGGAACAACCAUCUGCAGCGUGACCUACACCAGCUGGACAUCCACAGCCUGGGCGGGGUGAUACACACCCCGGAGUCAUCGUCCAUUCACCUGGGAUACUUAAGAGAGCCGGCAGCCAGAGGAAUCUCUUCAUACGAGAGGUCAUACCAUCACGCUGUUGUUGCGAGGCCAACAGACUGCUCUGACUACUUGCUUCUCGGCUACAUUACAAGCGGAGUCUACAAAAUCUACCCCUUCAACUGUCGCUGCACGAAGCCCGUGGAGGUUUGGUGUGACAUGGAGACUGACGGUGGAGGCUGGACUGUGUUCCUGUCCAGACACAACCUCACCAACAGGGAGAAUUUUAACCGCACAUGGAGUGAUUACAGCGCAGGCUUCGGCAAUGCCUCUGGCGAGUACUGGCUGGGUAACGAGCACCUACACACGCUGACCUACAGCAGACCACAGACAAUGCGGAUGGACUUCCAAGUGAAAGACGGAAGUCUGAAGUGGGGAGAAUGGCCAGACUUUCUUGUAGAGAAUGCUGAUAGCUUGUACAAACUUACCGUUGUCAAGUACAACGCUCUGAGCAUGAUUGACAACUGCAUGCCGCACCACAACGCCCGACAAUUCUCCACCUUCGACUACGACAACGAUGGUAAUGCAGGUAAGAACUGUGCCGAGGACGACAAAGGUGGGUUUUGGUACAACAACUGUGCCACCCUCAACCCCACCAUCCCUUACACCACCGAUGGUCACCUCAACACUGCCUGCCUCUACAAGGUCCAAGCUAAGAAGUUGCCCCUGCACGGCUCCUGGAUGCAGAUGAAGCUACGACCCACUAUCUGCAACCAGAACAUCAAGGCUGUCUACCUAAACUCUUACAACUGUCAUAACCAUAAUGAGUGAUGUGUCAAGACGAUUCUUUACUCACGACAAAUAAUAUCAGUAUUACACACGCUUACUCUCGUGAUUGUGUGGGGUUGCGUUCUAUGAGUGGGAGGGGUGGAAUGAAAGUGUGGGGUUGUGUUAGAUGAGAGGGAGGGGUAGAAUGAAUAUGUAGGGUUGGGAUGGAUGAGAGGGGUAGAUUGAAUGUGUAGGGUUUAGUUAAUGUGUGGGGAAGAGUGAAUGUGUGAGGAAGAGUGAAUGUGUGGGGUCAAGUGAAUGUGUGGGGUCAAGUGAAUGUGUGGGGUCAAGUGAAUGUGUGGGGCUAGGUUGAAUGGUUGCUUGCUAGGAUGAGAUGUGAAUGCAGGAUGGAGACAAAAGGGGAAAUUGUCAGAGGAUAUUUAGUGGUAAAUAGAGGGUAAUGUGAUAAUGAUAGUUCAAACGAAGAGUCCAUUGAUGAAAGUACUCACUAUAACACCUACUCUAGGUAAGAACUGUGUCGAGGACGACAAAGCUGGGUUUUGGUACAACAACUGUGCCAUCCUCAACCCCACCAUUCCCUACACCACCGGGGGUCAUCACAACACUGCCUGCCUCUACAAGGUUCAAGCUAAGAAACUGCCUCUGCACGGCUCCUGGCUCUAGAUGAAGCUACGGUCCACCCUCUGUAAUCAGAAAGUAAACUCUUACAGCUGCCAGAACCAUAAUGGCUGAUGUGUCGAGUGUUCUCGAGUGCAAUUUUGUAACGAAAACUGAGAAAUAGUGAACGAUUCUUAAAUCACGACCAAUAAUGUCCGUGUUACACACGCUAACCCUCGUGACAUGAACAGGUUAAGAGUACUGAAACCAGAAAUCAACAAACCCUGUUUUUUAUACCAAAAUUGCACAUUACUAAAGCUCACUAUAAUUUGGUACCAUUGGAAAUAUGUUUGACAUGGAUAUUCCUGGCUGAGAGUUCGAUUUCCGAUGACUCCUCGAUUUUUUAAAUAUUUCAAUCAUGGAUAUCCUGCAGGAGUCUGCAGGAUAUCCAGCUGAAUGACGCAUGUAAACAAUACAAUUACACUACGUCUAAUAUCCUUGUUAGGUGCUAAAACUAAGUUACCAUUUUUUAAUUCACCUGUAGGCGUACGGGUCAUAGGGAAGAGUAGCUUCAAUUUACUUGGAUCAACAUCUCUUCACUAACAUUAAGGCUCCAUCCGAGGUUUAUGAACCACUGGUCCACCUGGUGUCGAUCAUGCACUUCUUGAUAUUCCAUAUUAUUAUCUCCCCUCCCUCCCCUCUUUUAGUCCCCUUUACACAUGUGAAAUAUAACUUUCUACAAAUAAUGUCUGAGAUAGAGACAUGCGGGUCCUGCGGAUAUAAGAGAGACUAAUUCAAGAAAUAAAAGCUUUGUUAAUUCAUACAUAAAUUAUUACUGUGAGCAACUAUAAGACGCUUGGAAAAAAAUAGAAUAUUAAAUUCAUAUUUAGAAAACAUACAGCUGGUGGUACCCCUGGUGUGGAACACCUAGUGGUACACCUGGUGGUACCCCUGGUGUGGAACACGUAGUGGUACAUCUGGUGGUACAUCUGGUGGUACACCUUGUGGAUCCCCUGGUGGCACACCUGGUGGUACACCUGAUGGAACCCAGUAUAUAUAUUUUACAUGUAUACACCAUAAAUGACAUUAAUUUUUUUCAGUCACAUAACCAAUACCAAAUAAUUUACACUUGUCAGCCAUAUUGGACGUGACUCCGCACAAAUUUGUAUUGAUAAAAUAUUCGAUAAUUUCCAACAUCAUGACGUGGCGAAUAACAUUUCUGCUUAUGCUUAAAGUCUAUAGUUACUUUACUGCUGUUGUAAUAUAAAAUAAUCAUCAGUGCAAGCAAAAAUACAUUGACAAAUAAGAAUUUUUAAUAAUCAUUAAAUAAUAAAUGUUAAGCACUAAACCCAUGUGGGUCAUUCUGCAGACUCGCUUCCUAUUUGAACUCAUUUACAAUUUUUUGUAAAAUCUUAAUUACAAUUUUACAAAAAACUGUAAAUACAAAAUUAAAUAUUGAGCCAAUAAUAAUUCCUCCAAAAUUAUGAUAUAAUAACCAUGUUUUACGUUAAAACGAUUUUAUAUAAUAACUGGUGCAAUGACUGUCACGUUAACUGAUAGCUGAAGUAAACACAGGUUAUACAUCAGUCAAGUAUCAAGAGUCAUCACAAACUUGAGUUGCUCAGUUCAGUGACAGUUCAGUUCCUAGAUGUUCCAGCAGUCAGAAGGGGGAAAACUUUGAGCAAGUUGGACGAAGGUUACCUGCUGCAUGAAGGUUGUGUUGGUCACCCUACACAAGGCAACACCAUGACUUGUAAACCUUCACGUUGAUGACUGAAACACUUGUGCAACACUUGGGUAUAUUUACUGUGAAAACAUUUCUCCAUUCCUCAGUCCGGGACAAAGAUGGAUGGGUACUUUGAUCAAGAUUAAUGGAUUGAACACAUCUUUCACCAUUCAUCCUGUGAUGGACCUUGCAUUUGUGGCCACAGUGGUGCGUGUACUAACUUCUCUAUGGUGUAUAAAUAUUCCUAGUUGCGUGAAUCUCAUUGUAGCCAGCUGGCCCAGUGGGUUACACACUGGCCUGGAGUUUUACGACUCACUUGCCAUGGGUUCUAACACCACCAGAACAGUGGUUAAUUUACUGCUGAAAUGUUGCCUCACUAAACAUACCCAAGUGUCUCAUUCAUUAUCACCCUGGCUAAAUGUUGUAAUUUAUAUAAUACAACAACAACUGCA
Messenger RNA from Cherax quadricarinatus, 4077 nucleotides. RefSeq names its product microfibril-associated glycoprotein 4. The record is from RefSeq and is a predicted model, not a curated record. Lineage: Eukaryota; Metazoa; Arthropoda; Malacostraca; Decapoda; Parastacidae.